GGCGCAAAGUCAUUGCUUUAAGCCACACCCACAAAACACAGAAUCGACACGACAACCACUUAUAAUAUAAGAAGAGCUCUUUCCUCCCUUGUAAAUUACACACAAACUCAGUUAUUCUGAAUUUUGUUUCUCCUUCAAAAUCGACACACAAACAAAAUGGCCAACGCAGCAUCUGGAAUGGCCAUGCAUGAUGACUGCAAGUUAAGGUUCUUGGAGCUGAAAGCAAAAAGAACUCACCGAUUUAUUGUUUUCAAAAUAGAAGAGAAGCAAAAACAGGUUGUGGUUGAAAAAGUUGGUGAGCCAACUCAAAGCUACGAAGACUUUGCUGAGAGUCUUCCUGCUGAUGAAUGUAGAUAUGCUGUCUAUGAUUUUGACUUCGUGACUGAGGAAAAUUGCCAAAAAAGCAGGAUCUUUUUCAUCGCAUGGUCUCCUGAGACAGCAAGAGUGAGAAACAAGAUGAUCUAUGCCAGUUCAAAGGACAGAUUCAAGAGAGAGCUCGACGGAAUUCAGAUUGAGUUGCAGGCGACUGAUCCGACUGAAAUGGGACUUGAUGUAAUUAAAAGCCGAGCGAAUUAGGUAUGGAUGGUUAGAAAUUAUAUAGACCUGUUAAGGAAGAAUCCUGAUGCAAUCAUCUUAAGUAAAUGUUUAUAGCUUGUGGGACAAAAACUUGGCUAGAGAUGAUAUCGGUGCUAAGUGCAAUAGUAUAUGUUCUAUUUGAUUCUGAACGAGCUUUAUGCUGGUCUAAUAUAAGAUGCGUUUUAUUUUCUCAAAA
This is a messenger RNA of Lycium barbarum (goji berry), 772 nucleotides long. RefSeq names its product actin-depolymerizing factor 1-like. The transcript is spliced from 3 exons. Gene Ontology annotation, molecular function: actin filament binding. The record is from RefSeq and is a predicted model, not a curated record. Gene Ontology annotation, biological process: actin filament depolymerization. The coding region runs from base 157 to 576 and encodes 139 amino acids. Gene Ontology annotation, cellular component: actin cytoskeleton; cytoplasm. NCBI's taxonomy places the organism in Eukaryota, Viridiplantae, Streptophyta, Magnoliopsida, Solanales, Solanaceae.